Prorocentrum cordatum is the source of this 378-nucleotide messenger RNA. The record is from the annotation of a GenBank genome assembly. NCBI's taxonomy places the organism in Eukaryota, Dinophyceae, Prorocentrales, Prorocentraceae.
AAGACCCUGCUGCGCAUGGAGGAGCUGCGCGUGAAGCCCUCCCACGUGACCCUGGGCAUCUUGGUCAAGGCCUACGGCCACGCGGGCGACGCCACGAGGGUGGUCAACCUGUGGGACCGCAUGGUGGAGGAGCGCUCGCAGGCGAACGCCGUCACGUGCGGCUGCAUGAUAGACGCCUGCGUCAAGUGCGGCCGCCUCGAGAAGGCGCUGGAGAUUUUCAGGGGCAUGAAAGAGAGCAAGAAGCACCGCAACACGAUCUUGUACACCACUCUCAUCAAGGGCUGCGGGCUCAAGAAGGACCUCCGGCAGGCGCUCGCGCUGUUCCGCGAGAUGAGGACGGAGAGGAACUGUCAAUGGUUGCCGCUGGAGCGCCAGUAG